GAGAGGGAGGGAGGAAGAAAGGGAGGGAGGCGGCGUCAUGUGAUCCGCUUCCCUGCUCCUUUAAGCGUCCACAGGCGGCGGAGCGGCCACAAUCACAGCUCCGGGCACUGGGGGAGCCCGAGCCGGCUGCGCCGGAGGAAUCCGUGCGGGCGCCUUCUGUCCGGGUCCCAUCCUUGCCGCGCUCCCGCACCCUAGAAGUUUUGCAGCGCCCAGCAAGGGGGCGAGGGAGGAGGGCGCAAGAGAAGGGAAGGGGCCAAAAAAAAAAAAAAAUCCAAAAAAAGCACACCCUAAAACAUUUAUUUCGAGGAGGAAAGAAAAAAAGGGGAGGGGGUCGCGAACAUGGCUGGGGCAAUUAUAGAGAACAUGAGCACCAAGAAGCUGUGCAUUGUCGGGGGGAUUCUGCUCGUGUUCCAAGUCAUCGCCUUUCUGGUGGGAGGCUUGAUUGCCCCAGGACCCACGACAGCAGUGUCCUAUCUAUCAGUGAAAUGUGUGGAUGUCCGGAAGAACCAUCACAAGACCAAGUGGUUAAUGCCUUGGGGACCUAAUCAGUGUGACAAGAUCCGUGACAUCGAGGAGGCAAUUCCAAGAGAAAUCGAAGCCAACGACAUUGUGUUUUCUGUCCACAUUCCUCUGCCAGCCAUGGAGAUGAGUCCUUGGUUCCAAUUCAUGCUGUUCAUCCUGCAACUGGACAUUGCCUUCAAGCUGAACAACCAAAUCAGGGAAAAUGCUGAAGUUUCCAUGGAUGUCUCCCUGGCUUACCGUGAUGAUAUGUUUGCUGAGUGGACUGAAAUGGCCCAUGAGAGAGUUCCCCGGAAACUCAAGUGCACCUUCACCUCCCCCAAGACGCCAGAGCACGAAGGCCGUUACUAUGAGUGUGAUGUGCUUCCUUUCAUGGAAAUUGGGUCUGUGGCUCAUAAAUACUACCUUCUAAACAUCCGGCUGCCUGUAAAUGAGAAGAAAAAAAUCAACGUUGGGAUUGGGGAGAUAAAGGAUAUUCGACUGGUGGGAAUCCACCAAAAUGGAGGCUUCACCAAGGUGUGGUUUGCCAUGAAGACCUUCCUCACGCCCAGCAUCUUCAUCAUUAUGGUUUGGUACUGGAGGAGGAUCACCAUGAUGUCCCGGCCCCCAGUGCUUCUGGAAAAGGUUAUCUUUGCCCUUGGGAUUUCCAUGACUUUUAUCAAUAUCCCAGUGGAAUGGUUUUCCAUCGGAUUUGACUGGACAUGGAUGCUGUUGUUUGGUGACAUCCGACAGGGCAUCUUCUAUGCCAUGCUUCUGUCCUUCUGGAUCAUCUUCUGUGGUGAGCACAUGAUGGAUCAACAUGAACGGAACCACAUUGCAGGGUACUGGAAACAAGUUGGACCCAUUGCCGUUGGCUCCUUCUGCCUUUUCAUCUUUGACAUGUGUGAGAGAGGGGUACAACUCACGAAUCCCUUCUACAGUAUCUGGACUACAGAUGUUGGAACAGAGCUGGCUAUGGCCUUCAUCAUCGUAGCUGGAAUCUGCCUCUGCCUCUACUUCCUGUUUCUGUGCUUCAUGGUGUUUCAGGUGUUUCGGAACAUCAGUGGGAAGCAGUCCAGUCUGCCAGCCAUGAGCAAAGUCCGGAGGCUGCACUACGAGGGACUCAUUUUCAGAUUCAAGUUCCUCAUGCUCAUCACCUUGGCCUGUGCUGCCAUGACCGUCAUUUUCUUCAUUGUUAGCCAGGUGACUGAAGGGCAUUGGAAGUGGGGCGGCGUCACCGUCCAAGUGAACAGUGCCUUUUUCACAGGCAUCUAUGGGAUGUGGAACCUGUAUGUCUUUGCGUUGAUGUUCCUGUAUGCACCUUCCCAUAAGAACUAUGGGGAUGACCAGUCCAAUGGCGACCUGGGCGUCCACAGUGGGGAAGAACUCCAGCUCACCACCACCAUCACUCAUGUGCACGGACCCACCGAGAUCUACAAGCUGACCCGCAAGGAGGCUCAGGAGUAGCAGGCAGCGGCGCCGGCUGGGCCUGCCUGGGGGCACCCAGCGCCUCACCUGAGAGCAGGGCGCAGGGCAGGAAGAGCUCUGUGGACAGCCCAGCAGCACUCAGGUCUCCUUUCUGUGCUUUUCUGGACCAGCGGUGGCCUGAACAUGGGUCAGCUUAGCCUCUGAAUGGAGCUUUUGGAGGAAGAUUCCUGUGCAGCCACUGAUACAUUGUGCAUACCAGAAGUUCUGAAACAACACCUUUUCUGUGUUCAUUGUUAACUAGUGACAUAGUAACAUCGGUAGCAGGCUAAAGAUAGCAAACCUCAUUUGUCUGGGGGUGUACUACUUGGGGAAUGGUUUGGGCCAAUGGGUCUAUAUCAAGUGGAAUUUUUUUUUCUGGUUUAGAUGCUAGAAUAGAUUUUAACAUUCUUUGAAGUCCAAUGUAGGCUGGUAUCUCUAACUCCAAGUCCACAACCACUCCUUUUUUUCCUAUUUAUAUCACCAAGUAGCCCGAGGAGUUAAUAUUUAAGUUGCUGGUCUGUGUCCCUAUUUUUUUUUAUGUUAUAACCUAGAAUAACUGAAUUUCAUGAAAAGGUCAAUUUCACAGGGGCAUUUCUGCUUUGAAACCAAAUCUGUAUAGCCAGUACUAACAGUCUGCUGAAUGUGGGUUUUAAGAAAUGUUUGCUGAACUACUAAAGUAGUUAUUAAAUGGCCUUUGGGCCUAAAAAAGCUUUUUA
This is a messenger RNA of Ochotona curzoniae (black-lipped pika), 2681 nucleotides long. It is a transcript of the gene WLS, whose product is annotated as Wnt ligand secretion mediator. The transcript is spliced from 12 exons. Gene Ontology annotation, biological process: Wnt signaling pathway; intracellular protein transport; Wnt protein secretion. Bases 340 to 1965 code for a protein of 541 amino acids. NCBI's taxonomy places the organism in Eukaryota, Metazoa, Chordata, Mammalia, Lagomorpha, Ochotonidae. Gene Ontology annotation, molecular function: Wnt-protein binding. The record is from RefSeq and is a predicted model, not a curated record. Gene Ontology annotation, cellular component: organelle membrane; endomembrane system.